AUGACUGAACUGGCUGACAAAAAAUGUGAUGAAACACAAUUAAGCGAGAGAUCAGGUAUUUUUCAGCCUUUGGAUUAUUCGUUUCUGAAUAUAAAAAACGUAUCAGAUUUAACUGUGUGUUGUCCGAGAAUAAUACCUAGUAGCAAUUCGGUCAUUAAAAAGGAUAUAAAUGAAAAAUGGGUUACUCGGACUCUGAAAAUAAAUAACAACCAAAUAGAGGACAUUUCUACACUACCUGUUGUGGUUCAUGAGCUUUUCGGAGACACGUCCAGCUUAACGUGGUUAGAUAUAUCUUGUAACAACAUACCCAUUAUUCCAAAUUCUUUUAGUAGUCUUAAACACCUGAAAAUCAUCUAUAUGCAUGGAAAUAAAAUAGCAACACUCCAGGAAGUGAUAAAACUCAGACAGCUACCGAAGCUCACGAAACUUACGUUACAUGGGAACCCUAUUGAGAAGGAGAAGGGUUACUUUCACACGGUUCUCUCAAUAUUACCAAACCUAGUAACUCUUGAUUUUACUGGAAUCUCGCAGGCGGACAAACAGACUGCCGCACUAAUCAGACGUCCUGGUCAGAACAAACAUUGA
Molecule: messenger RNA, 585 nt
Organism: Schistosoma bovis
Lineage: Eukaryota; Metazoa; Platyhelminthes; Trematoda; Strigeidida; Schistosomatidae
Source: the annotation of a GenBank genome assembly